Protopolystoma xenopodis is the source of this 477-nucleotide messenger RNA. Lineage: Eukaryota; Metazoa; Platyhelminthes; Monogenea; Polystomatidea; Polystomatidae. The record is from the annotation of a GenBank genome assembly.
AUCGGCUGGACGAAUGCCAUCUCCUGUGCCAUCUACAACGUCUACUACAACCUUCUAUUGGCCUGGAUCUUGCACUACCUCCUCAACAGUUUCACUACCCAGCCGCGAUGGUCUCGAUGCCCCAACUACACAGACUCCACAAAUGCGCCUCUACCAGCCAACUUCGCUAAACCUCUGGAGACCAAAGAUCACAUGUGGGCAUUUUCUUCAAGUACUACCUCCUACAUCAAAGAGACGCUUAGGUCUGCUGAAAGCACCAGGAUCACAGCAAUUCCAGCGGCUGGAGGCGCCUUGCUAGAAUUGGCGAACAGAACUGACGCCUGGAACUUAGCAACGCUGACGCAAACACGAUGCAUAGAUCCGGAUAGCAUAACUGCUCUAGUUGCUAGCGCAAAUCGGGUGCUUUAUUUAUCUACUUAUCAUUCUAGUACAAGAGGUUUGAUACAUUUCACUAGUCAUCCCCUCCAAGCCAGAUAG